CCCAGGAUGGUACUGGCGAAUAUGGCCUUGGUCAUCUUCUUGGCCUUGAAGAACACUCCCUUGGCGUUCAUAGCGGCCUACUCCUACGAGCGACUCAAUUGUCUCCAUCAGAUCGCCGGUUACACCAUGUUCCUUGAGAUGGUCCUCCACGCCUCCACGUACACGGCCUACUUCAACAAUCUAGGUCGCCUCUCGGUCAUGUUCGCCGAGAGGCAGCAGAUCGCCGCUAUCGUGGCCGGCUUUUCAUUCUUGGGUGUCGUCUUUACAGCCACGUUCAUCAGGCGUGUUUGGUACGAACUUUUCUACGUCACGCACAUAUCUUGCUGGAUCGCGGCUGUCGUCGCGGUCGGCUUCCAUCAGCCGGGCCUCGCAAACAAAACGCUCAUAGUCGUCCUCAUCGCCGCCUCUAUGUGGUUCCUCGACCGCCUGGUCAGAGCCUCGAGAGUCUUGUACUACAGCGUCAACAACGAGGCAACCCUUCAUCCCCUUCCGGACGGAGGCACUAAGAUCGUCAUGAAGAAAGUACCGUCAAGGGCUGAGCCGGGGAAACACUGCUUCAUCUGGAUCCCUGCAAUCCGCAAGUUCGAGACGCACCCUUUUACCAUCCACAAAAGCUCGCCGGUGGAGUUCACGGUGAAAGCACGGAACGGCUUCACAAGCGACCUGCAUAAAUACGCAGUAGCCCACCCGGGCGCGGCGGUGAAGGCCUCGAUUGACGGACCGUAUGGCACUUUCCCGGACCCCUUGGACUUCGACAAGAUUGUGCUCAUUGCCGGGGGUGGGGGGGCCACCUUUACAUUCGGCCUGGCCAUAAACCUUUUGGAGAGGAUGAACGAGGACUGCCCCCGAAACGUUGUCUUUAUAUGGUCGGUCAGAGAGCAUGAACACCUUUCCUGGUUCAAAGAGCAGCUCGACUUCCUCAAGACCCACGCGCACUCGCCGAAAGUAAACGUUUCUCUCUACGUGACACGAGCUCCAUCGUCGACCUCGGAUCUCCCUAGCGACAGCGACAACCACGGCCACUCCACCCCGUCAGACUCCUCAGACGGCGCUGAAUGGCCACCGUUGUCACCAAUCGGCCCAGACCUAGAGAAGACCGCCUCCAAGGAGCCGGCCCCGGCGGUUCGCUGGCCACCCCUGACAGGGGGUGAUUCCGAAAAGGACACGGAGGGUGCCCUCGAGACGCAGGUUGAGCAUGGCGGCGCGUCGGGGAAAGGCACCGCGAAGACCGCCGACGUCGUUUCUCAUAGCUUCUAUGAGUAUGCUGUCAAAGCCGGCCGGCCAGAUGUGGCGUCACUCAUCCGCGAUGCGGUCAGGACCACGCCGCGGAACCAGCGUGUUCUUGUUGCGGCGUGUGGGCCGGACGGCCUGAUGCGUGUCGUUCGGGACACGACAGCGAAGCUGAUAGUGGGCGAUGGGCCGGCGGUGGAACUGCACUGUGAACAGUUCGGCUGGUAAAAUGGUGCUCGACUUGGCCUCGCUUCCCUUGUCUGUUGCCGCCCGCCAUGAGGGUAAUGAACGCGUUAUGGAUCUAACGGCAA
Molecule: messenger RNA, 1541 nt
Organism: Thermothielavioides terrestris NRRL 8126
Lineage: Eukaryota; Fungi; Ascomycota; Sordariomycetes; Sordariales; Chaetomiaceae
Exons: 2
Coding region: 22-1458 (478 amino acids)
Biological process (GO): intracellular iron ion homeostasis; copper ion import; iron ion transport
Cellular component (GO): plasma membrane
Molecular function (GO): ferric-chelate reductase activity
Source: RefSeq, a predicted model, not a curated record